Symbiodinium pilosum is the source of this 1187-nucleotide messenger RNA. Lineage: Eukaryota; Dinophyceae; Suessiales; Symbiodiniaceae. The record is from the annotation of a GenBank genome assembly.
AUGCGCCCAAAGCACAUUCAGGAGCUCUUGGGGCAGGAGGAUGCAUUGGGGUCGAUCUUGCGGCAAGCGCUGCAGGAGGACCACUUGCCUUCGCUGAUUCUCUGGGGGCCGCCUGGCUGCGGCAAGACCUCUUUUGCAAGCUGCGUUGCAGCAGCGACGAAGCGCACGUUUCGGUCGUUGUCUGCUGCUAAGGCUGGCGUUGCAGAAUUGCGUGAUGAAUUGAGCAGGGCCGCUGGCACGUCCAAGCUGCGCCAAUUAGGAACCAUUCUGUUUGUGGAUGAGUUUCAUCGAUGGUCAAAGGCCCAGCAGGAUGCCUUGCUUCUAGACUGCGAGAAGGGCACAAUUACAUUAAUAGCUGCCACCACAGAAAAUCCAUCGUUCUCAAUCAACAAUGCCAUUCUUUCACGCUGCCGUUUGGUUGUUUUUGGGAAGCUGUCGUCGGAUGCAGUGGUGCGUGUGAUUGAUCGGGCGAUGCGCGACGACGCCAUUCUGUCGCAAAGCACCAUUACGGAUGAUGCGCGGAAGCUCCUAGCCACUGCUGCGGACGGAGAUGCGCGUGUAGCUCUGAACUCGCUGGAGCUGGCUUCCCGCCUGACAAAAGCUGGCUCACCCAUCGAUUCAGAGUCGGCCCAGGCAGCGAUUCAGAAACGUGCUCUGUACGAUCGGAAUGGUGAUUUCCAUUACGAUCUUAUUAGUGCUCUUCACAAGAGCAUGAGAGGCGGAUGUGCUGAUGCCUCGUUGUACUAUGCCUGUCGUAUGCUGACAGCCGGGGAGGAACCGCGCUACCUCACCCGUCGUCUUAUUAGAUUCGCUUCCGAAGAUGUGGGUUUGGCAGAUCCCUCAGCACUUAACCAGGCGGUGGCUGCAGAUCAGGCGGUUCAUGCUAUAGGGAUGCCAGAAGCCGGGGUGGUGAUUGCGCAGUGUGUGGUGUAUCUGGCCUUGGCGCCAAAAAGCUGUGCUGUUUACCGUGCAUAUGAAGCGGCCAAAGCGUCGUGCGAGAAGGAUCCCCAUGCGCCGGUCCCAUUGCAUAUUCGCAAUGCCCCGACGAAGAUGAUGAAGACAUUGGGCUAUGGCGAUGGAUACCUCUACAACCCUUCGGCAGGCUAUGCAAGAGGCUGUCCUCAAGGAUACCUUCCACCUGAGCUGGGGGAUCGAAAGUUCUUUUCUAAGACCGAUUGCGAAGCCGG